Ixodes scapularis (black-legged tick) is the source of this 2445-nucleotide messenger RNA. Its product is annotated as glutathione S-transferase omega-1. NCBI's taxonomy places the organism in Eukaryota, Metazoa, Arthropoda, Arachnida, Ixodida, Ixodidae. Gene Ontology annotation, cellular component: cytoplasm. The coding region runs from base 54 to 773 and encodes 239 amino acids. The record is from RefSeq and is a predicted model, not a curated record. Gene Ontology annotation, molecular function: glutathione transferase activity; glutathione dehydrogenase (ascorbate) activity. The transcript is spliced from 5 exons. Gene Ontology annotation, biological process: glutathione metabolic process.
ACUUCGUUCUCAAUUUUAUUUCCAGGCAAAAGCGUCUUGACAGACCCCAGGUUAUGGCGGCGAGGGCGUACGAAGCCGGGAUGGCUUUCCCAGCUCUAACUCCAGGGAAGAUUCGUCUUUACAGUAUGCGGUUUUGCCCGUUUGCCCAAAGAGACCUCCUGAUCUUGACUGCAAAGCAUAUUGAUCACGAAGUAGUCAACAUUCAUCUUGAGAAGAGACCGGAGUGGGCUUCCGAAGUCCUUCAGAACGGGACAGUGCCUGUACUGCAACAGGACGACAAGCGGGUCAGCGGAUCCAUGGUCAUCGCAGAAUACCUAGAAGAAGCUUACUGCACACCUAAACUCCUUCCCUCGGAUCCUUACCUGAGGGCUCUGGACAGAAGCUUCUUGGAAGCGGCCCUACCAGUUCUCCAACCGCUUUUAAAGUUUUACUUCAAGUGUGGAUCAGACGCCGAUGAAGACUGGGAUGCCUUUUGUGAGAAGGCAUACAUUUUUGAGCAAGAACUUGGUUCACGCAAAACAAAGUAUUUAUCAGGAGACAAGCCUGGCUUUGUUGACUUCGUCACUUGGCCCACAUUUGCAAUGGCGCAAGCACUUUCCACGAUUUACCAAGAGACGAAGAUGCCAACCGAUGAACAACGUCCUCUAUUCUCUAAAUGGUGCAGAAACAUGCGGCAAGACCCCGUCGUGACUUCUGUGAUAAACGAAGCGAGCACGCUCGAAUUCGUCAAAAGUGCCCGGCGUGGUGCCAGAGAUUUUAACGCUGGGCUGUGAAAGCAGUGCGUUGCCAGUGGGAUUGUGUCGCAACGAUUAUAAAUAGUGGUAUUUUGGAAGUGUUAAAAAGACAAAAAAAAAAUUUUAAAAGGUCUGCUGAUGAUUCAAUCUCACUUUAGAAACUCUAAGUAUCUCAGGAAACCGAAUAUAACAAUCAUGGUUGGCUUUAUAUUUAUUAUAUACAGAAUCAAACAUCGCGUCACGCACCUUUUUACGGAUAGUUCUAGAAACCCAGUGUUUAAAUUAUGCGUGGCCUCUUUCUCUAUCAAAACGGCAGCAAACGUCGCGACACGCCCAUUUGUCCAAAGCCUCCAAAAUUGUAUCGUGUGUAUGUUGAAACAGCAGGAAGGUAAUCAAUCCCAAUGGGUGACUGAUACUGAUCGUGUCCGAGUGGACCACGAUCAGUAUCACGUAACUCUCCCGAGGUACGGAAUAAUUUUUUCACGCAUCAAUAAUUGUUUUUAUAAACACGAGAUACUAAUAGACAGUCAACAUGGCUUUCGUCAAGGAAAAUAAACAGAAACAGCACUUUUAACAAUGAAGGAACUUAUCAUUAAAAAUAUUGAAGGAAAUCGGCUUACCCUCGGAGUAUUUAUAGACUAUAGUAAGGCAUUCGAUUACAUAAAUCACGAGAUAUUGCAAGAAAAGUUGCACGCAUACGGUGUCCGCGGUGUUGCCCAAUCGUUGUUUCAGUCUUAUCUUUACGACCGGAAGCAGUGCGUAUCAAUAUAUAAUAACAUUUCAUCUUCCAAAUUAGUUACUGCCGGUGUUCCACAAGGAAGUGUUCUAGGACCGUUCCUUUUCAAUGUGUAUAUUAAUGAUGUUGUUCAGCAAGAUAGUAACGCAGUCUACGUUAUCUAUGCGGAUGACAUGAGCCUGUUUAUUUCCGGAUGGGGUACAAAUGAAAUAUUUUAAAAGCUGAAAGGGAACUUUCGAAACUGUGGCACUGGUCCAAUGAGAAUGGUCUAAAAAUAAAUAAAAAUAAAUCUAAGGCUAUUUUAUUCAAAACUACACAUAAGCAGACACAAAUAAUACAGGAUAUAUUACUCGGUGAUACUUCUAUAUGAAAUAGUUCACAAACACAGGAUCCUUGGAGUUACAGUUUCUGCCAAUAUGACAUGAACAGAUCAUAUUGAAGCUUUAGCUAAGUCCUUAUCAUCGGCGACAGGAGCCUUGUCACGAUGUCAACACAUCCUUCCAUAUAAUGCAAAACUUCAUAUUUAUCAUGCCCUAUUCACUUCACACAUAAAUUACUGCACGCUCGUAUGGGGCACGACAACAGCAGGAAACGUACACACCAUCCUUGUUCUUCAAAAAAAAAAGCGAUUCGAUAUAUUGCUAAUGUGCCACGAUUACACUCAACCGCACAACUGUACACUCAGUAUGGUAUAAUAAGCGUAAAAAUAUAUAUGAAUUUCGUUUAUUGCAUUCUUUGUUCUUGCCAAAUGAAAGUUUCAGCUCCUUUUUAAAAAGGACAUCUGACUUAUCGAAACAAAUAAGUGACCCUCGCACCUGCAGCUGUGACAGGUGGUUAGUGCCGCGCCGGCGCACUGAAUACUUCUCGGAGUCGCUGACAUAUAACGUACCUUUUAUUCUAAACAAGUAUCUAGAACAAAAUAUUUACUUUGAUGCAUUUACUGGAAAACAAAUGCGAGAAUUUUUUUUUUUUUUU